CAAAAUAAAAAAUCCAAAAUUUUGAAAAAUUGGUUCGGUUCGGGUCAAAUAUCAAGCACUGGUUUUCAAUUCAGUCAAUUUUUCUGAACAGAACAUGGAAGCAGCACGGCGGCUGGUGUGGCGUUUACGUGCUUUUCCGAUGCCGGUGCUCUCAAACGGUGUCGUAUCACUCUCUUCAUCUUCUAGUUGUAACAACAAAAUUCAACUAUCAAGUACCAAAUUUUCGAAGUUCGGUUCAACAUUAUCAUCACCUUCUUCAGAAACAGCAUUACUAAGGAAAACUGUGAAUAAAUUGCCUUACAUUGUAAAAGCAGGUGAUCCAGUUAUUCAUGAGCCUGCACGUGAGGUUGAUCACAGUGAGAUUAAAUCAGACAAGAUUCAGAAUAUUAUUGAUGAUAUGAUUCUUGUCAUGAGAAAAGCCCCUGGAGUAGGUGUUGCUGCCCCACAAAUUGGUAUCCCCUUAAGGAUAAUAGUUUUGGAGGAUAAAGAAGAAUUUAUUUGUUACAACACAGAGGAGGAGACCAAAGCACAAGACAGAAGACCUUUUGAUCUUUUGGUGAUUCUGAAUCCCAAAUUAAAGAACAAGAGCAACAGGACUGCCUUCUUUUUUGAAGGGUGCUUGAGUGUUGAUCGAUUUCAAGCUUUGGUAGAGCGGUACCUUGAUGUUGAGGUUACAGGUUUUGAUCGAUAUGGUGAGCCAAUCAAAAUCAAUGCUUCUGGUUGGCAGGCUCGGAUUUUACAGCAUGAGUGCGAUCACCUAGAUGGAACACUAUAUGUCGAUAAGAUGGUACCUAGAACUUUCAGAAGUUGGAAAAACGUGGAUCUCCCUCUUGCCCGUGGGUGCCCUAAACUUGGCCCCCGAGCGUAAAAUUGGGGCUGCCUCUGAUUCAAAACUAGUUUCAUAUGCACAACAUUAAUGAAAGUUGACAUUAGUAGACCUUAUAAUGUAGUCCAGAAUCUUAUCCAUCAAGUUAGAAAUAGUCUCAUUCUGGGAAUUAGUAAAUUUACUCAAAGUUUUAGUAUUAUCCUUAUGUAAGUUGUUACUGCAAUCUGCUAUAUUACUUUAUGAUCAAUUCAUUAAAUAUAUGUUUCAAUAA
Messenger RNA from Medicago truncatula (barrel medic), 1097 nucleotides. Its product is annotated as peptide deformylase 1A, chloroplastic/mitochondrial. The transcript has 4 exons. Gene Ontology annotation, cellular component: mitochondrion; chloroplast. Gene Ontology annotation, biological process: N-terminal protein amino acid modification; peptidyl-methionine modification. NCBI's taxonomy places the organism in Eukaryota, Viridiplantae, Streptophyta, Magnoliopsida, Fabales, Fabaceae. The coding region runs from base 95 to 868 and encodes 257 amino acids. Gene Ontology annotation, molecular function: peptide deformylase activity. The record is from RefSeq and is a predicted model, not a curated record.